AUGACGCAAAAGAAUACACCUAAUCCCAAGACUCUGGGGCGGUCCGCAGGGUCUAUCAAUGCGCCAAUCGCAGCGUUUACAAUGGCCGUCGUUCUCUGCACUUACUGUUUCAGCUCUAUCCGCACGGCAAGGCGCGAGGCGCAGGACAAGUCGCCCACAGAGCCCAUUUCACAGCGAUUGUCACGACAAGAGAGGAAGGAUUCGUCACCUGCAUGGAUUCAACAGGCUAUUGAGGAGAGUCAGGCCGAUGCGGGUAAACGGGGAACGUCAGGUUGA
Penicillium maclennaniae is the source of this 276-nucleotide messenger RNA. RefSeq lists its product as uncharacterized. The record is from RefSeq and is a predicted model, not a curated record. NCBI's taxonomy places the organism in Eukaryota, Fungi, Ascomycota, Eurotiomycetes, Eurotiales, Aspergillaceae. Bases 1 to 276 code for a protein of 91 amino acids. The transcript is spliced from 2 exons.